AUGGAAAAACGUCGUAAUUGGUUAAUUGAUAUAUACAUAUCAUUAGAAAUGUGUUUAUGUGAUUUAUCAGCAAAUACUCAUGAUCAAUCAGGAUAUUUAAUAAAUGUUCUUAAAAGUUUACAAAAACAUAGUGAUAUAAAUGAUGGAAAAUUAGCAAAUUUCCUUUAUAAAUAUUAUUCAAUUAAAAAAUCUUAUGAUCGUCUUUGGAAAUUAUUUUUAAAACAAAUUGAAGAAAAAUCUUCAUCACAACAACAAAAAAAUGAUCACAAAUUACUUCAAAUAAAUUUUCGUUAUCAAACAAUGAAUAUGAAAUAUUUAAUAACAUAUCAAGAACGUUUAAUCAUCGCCAAAUAUUCUCAAGUUUAUGUUUUAUAUUAA
Messenger RNA from Rotaria sp. Silwood1, 378 nucleotides. NCBI's taxonomy places the organism in Eukaryota, Metazoa, Rotifera, Eurotatoria, Philodinida, Philodinidae. The record is from the annotation of a GenBank genome assembly.